Serpula lacrymans var. lacrymans S7.9 is the source of this 297-nucleotide messenger RNA. RefSeq lists its product as uncharacterized. The record is from RefSeq and is a predicted model, not a curated record. Lineage: Eukaryota; Fungi; Basidiomycota; Agaricomycetes; Boletales; Serpulaceae. The transcript is spliced from 3 exons. The coding region runs from base 1 to 297 and encodes 98 amino acids.
AUGCAUGGAGAUGGGUCUGAUCCUGGCUCAGAUACUGGUGAAGGCUCAGAUUUGGAGUCAGAGGUUAACGAGAAUGCAGAAAACGAAGACGUUUAUAAGCAAAAGAUACUUGCCGAACUUACCUUUGCAUCACUAACCCUCAAUGUUGACAACAUGUCUCAAGUGUUGGGUCUUCUAGAACUUAAAGAAUAUGAGGAAUACAUGGAUGAAAUAUACGCAGAGGAAACCCAUGCCAUUCACAGCACUAUUAAGAUUUGCUCAACCAUUAAAGUCCCCAAUGCUGCAGGUCACCAAUGA